This is a messenger RNA of Papaver somniferum (opium poppy), 2000 nucleotides long. RefSeq names its product probable serine/threonine-protein kinase At1g01540. Bases 233 to 1798 code for a protein of 521 amino acids. Lineage: Eukaryota; Viridiplantae; Streptophyta; Magnoliopsida; Ranunculales; Papaveraceae. The transcript has 7 exons. The record is from RefSeq and is a predicted model, not a curated record. Gene Ontology annotation, molecular function: protein kinase activity; ATP binding. Gene Ontology annotation, biological process: protein phosphorylation.
UUAAAAUCACAGUAGAAAAACCACACUCUCGCUCUUCUUCUCCUUCCUCUCUCUCUCACACUCAUUUUCUUCACUCUGCAAUUCCACCGUUUUCCCACUUACCGGAAAACCUCAAAACAUUUUCCGGUAAACACACAUUAUUUUUUUGACGGUGGAAUUUAUAACCAUGCAUGAAUUCUCAGAACCUCAAUUUCUUAGAUCUUUAAGAUUUUAACCUCAUUCUCUCCAUCCAAUGGCACCGUCAUCAUCAUCCUCAAGUGAUAACACAGCAUUCAUAAACACGGAAUUAUCAAAAUCAACAUCAAUUUUCGGAUUAAAAUUAGGAGUAGUGAUCGGAAUUUGCGUCGGAGCAGCAAUAGUACUAAUCUUAUUCUUACUCUCACUAUGUAUCUGGAAAUCUCCCAAGAAAAAUUCAUCAUCAUCAUCAAAGAAGAGGAAACAACAAUCGUAUAAUGGCGGAGGAGUUGGAAUGAUAGAUCCAUCUCCAGUAGUAUCUAAAGAGAUCAAAGAAAUCAUUAAACCAGAACAACAGGUUCCAGAGAUCCAGAUUGAUAUUGGUAAAACUGAACAUAGAGUUAUAUUUUCUGAUCAACAACACCGACCUUCAUCACAUGCUAGUGGUGAGAGUAGAUCAACAAAUGCGACCGAUUCCGUUUCGAUGUCUGGGAAUAAUGCCGGUGGUGGUAGUGGUGGUGGUUUGCCUGAAGUAUCACAUUUAGGUUGGGGACAUUGGUAUACAUUGAGGGAGCUUGAAUUAGCUACUAAUGGAUUAGCUGAUGAGAAUGUUAUCGGUGAAGGUGGUUAUGGUAUUGUUUAUCGCGGCCUUUUACCUGAUAAUACUAUUGUUGCCGUCAAGAAUUUGUUAAAUAACAGGGGUCAAGCGGAGAAGGAAUUCAAAGUGGAGGUGGAAGUAAUUGGCCGUGUUCGACAUAAGAAUUUAGUUAGAUUGCUUGGGUACUGUGUGGAGGGAGCUUACAGGAUGCUUGUAUAUGAGUAUGUGGACAAUGGUAAUCUCGAACAGUGGCUCCAUGGGGAUGUAGGGCUAGUCAGUCCUUUGACAUGGGAUAAUCGGAUGAACAUUAUUCUUGGAACAGCGAAAGGUAUUGCGUAUCUUCAUGAAGGUCUUGAACCAAAAGUUGUUCAUCGGGAUGUCAAGUCUAGCAAUAUACUACUUGAUCGACAAUGGAAUCCCAAGGUCUCUGAUUUUGGUCUUGCUAAGCUCUUAUGCUCGGAAAGCAGUUACGUCACAACUCGUGUCAUGGGAACAUUUGGAUAUGUAGCUCCUGAGUAUGCUUGCACUGGUAUGUUGAAUGAAAGAAGCGAUGUCUACAGCUUUGGAAUACUUAUCAUGGAGAUAAUUACAGGAAGGAGCCCUGUUGAUUAUAGUAGACCUGCUGGAGAGGUGAAUUUAGUUGAGUGGUUAAAAAACAUGGUGGGCAGCCGGAAAUCCGAGGAAGUACUGGAUCCUAAGUUGCCUGAAAAACCUCCUUCAAAGGCACUGAAACGUGUUCUACUGGUUGCACUUCGCUGUGUUGAUCCUGAUGGACAAAAGAGGCCUAAAAUGGGACAUGUUAUCCACAUGCUCGAAGCUGAUGAUUUGCUAUUUCGGGACGUCACUCAUUCUAAUGUUCAGUCAGAACGCCGAGUUGGACGAGAGUCUUCUCAAUCACGUCGUGAUAGCCAACAAAAUAAUCAAGAUGGCGCGAAAUUGGGUGAUAAAAAGUUGGCUGAAACAACUUCUGACACAAGUGAAGGAGAAAGUAGUAGCAGCCAUCACCAACAAAUGAAGUGGAGAUAAGAAAGAAAAAGUAUAAUAGGUGACUUCAAAUUUUUUUGGCUAUAUGUUUACGAAAUGUUUUAUUUUGCUUUUAUUUGUUGUAUGCUCUUAUCCAUUUUUAGUGUAGAUUUUUCCUUUCGGAUGCAUUUUGUACCAUAGAAAAAUUCAUUCAUCCACAUACAAGUAAUAAUAAGAUCACGAUAUAUAUGUUACAUGUUCUGAA